AUGAUGGGCAGCGGGAUGGGCGCGUACGGCGGCGCGGUGCGACCGGUGGAGAGCGCGGCGGGGGAGACGAUGCUGCUGUGGGGCCUGGGGCAGCCCGAGGCGCACCGAAACAACGCACUGGUCCGCCAGGCCGCGCACGCCUUCGAGCUCGACGCCUGCGGGCGGCGCCUGUCCCUGCUGCAGUCCCCCUCCUCCAUGUCCACCCCGGGGGUCACGGGGGCGGUCGUCUGGGACAGCGGCGUCGUGCUGGCCAAGUUCCUCGAGCACGCCGUCGACUCCCAGCGGCUGCUACUCCGCGGCGCGCGCGCGGUGGACCUCGGGUCCGGAUGCGGCCUGGUGGGGUGCGCCGCCGCCCUGCUGGGCGCCCAUGUGGUCCUCACCGACCUCCCCGACCGUCUCAAGCUGCUCAGGAAGAACGUCACCCUUAAUGUCGAUGACCCCCACGUCCCGGGCUCCGCUCGGGUCACGGAGCUUGUGUGGGGCGACGAUCCUCACCAUGAAUUGCUCAAGGAGCCACUGCCCGAUUUCGUGCUCGGCUCUGAUGUCAUAUACAAUGAGGAAGCGGUGGACGAUCUCCUGGCCACUCUCAACCAGCUCUCAGGAAAACACACCACUAUACUUCUAGCUGGGGAGCUUCGCAACGAUGCUGUGCUGGAGUGCUUCUUGGAGGCAGCAAUGGAGGACUUCCUAAUUGCUUGCAUCGAGCAGGACCAAUGGCACCCUGAAUUUCGCAGCAACCGUGUAGCCUUGUUUAUCUUGGUCAAGAAACCAGAGAAACCUAACUAUACUACCUAA
Messenger RNA from Miscanthus lutarioriparius, 795 nucleotides. NCBI's taxonomy places the organism in Eukaryota, Viridiplantae, Streptophyta, Magnoliopsida, Poales, Poaceae. The record is from the annotation of a GenBank genome assembly.